This is a messenger RNA of Perca flavescens (yellow perch), 1188 nucleotides long. Its product is annotated as zinc finger protein 239-like. The record is from RefSeq and is a predicted model, not a curated record. Gene Ontology annotation, biological process: regulation of transcription by RNA polymerase II. The transcript has 2 exons. The coding region runs from base 72 to 956 and encodes 294 amino acids. Gene Ontology annotation, molecular function: DNA-binding transcription factor activity; RNA polymerase II cis-regulatory region sequence-specific DNA binding. NCBI's taxonomy places the organism in Eukaryota, Metazoa, Chordata, Actinopteri, Perciformes, Percidae.
CUCAUCUGUGGGACGAGACCCUUCUGACUUCAGGACGUCCGUCUGGAAUUAGUUCCCCCUGAAGAACAAGAAUGAGUUCUCCACAAAAGAAACCGAGAGGAAGAGGAGUCAAACGUCACCACUGUCAGCACUGUGACAAAUCCUUCACAACAUCAGCCUCUUUAAAGAUUCAUCAGAGAUUUCACACUGGAGACAAACCUUACCGAUGUGAUCUAUGUGGGACAGCUUUCACACGACAGGGACACUUUAAAACACAUCAACGUAUUCACACUGGAGAGAAGCCGUACAGCUGUGAUCAUUGUGGGCAAACCUUUUCUCAUAGUGGUCACCUUAAAUCUCACCAGCACAUACACACUGGAGAAAAGCCAUACGGGUGUGAACAAUGUGGUGAAACGUUUUCUCAACGUAGUAACCUUAAAUCUCACCAGCGCAUUCACACUGGCGAGAAGCCCUACAGCUGUGAUCAAUGUAGUGAAACUUUUUCUCGUGGUGACAACCUUAAAUCUCACCAGCGCAUUCACACUGGAGAGAAGCCGUACUGGUGUGAACAAUGUGGGAAAACCUUUCCUGGAAGUAGUGCCCUUAAAAAACAUCAGCGCAUUCACACUGGAGAGAAGCCGUACGGCUGUAAUCAAUGUGGGAAAACUUUUUCUCAAAGUGGUAGCCUUAAAUCUCACCGGCGCAUUCACACUGGAGAGAAGCCAUACUGGUGUGAACAAUGUGGGAAAACCUUUCCUGGAAGUAGUGCCCUUAAAAAACAUCAGCGCAUUCACACUGGAGAGAAGCCGUACGGCUGUGAACAAUGUGGGAAAACUUUUUCUCAAAGUGGUGGCCUUAAAUCUCACCAGCGCAUUCACACUGGAGAGAAGCCGUACGGGUGUGAUCAAUGCGGUAAAAGUUUUUCUCGGGGUUGUAACCUUAAAACUCACCAGCGCAUUCACACUGCAUCGUUGUGAACAUGUUUCAGAGCUAGGCCUGUCGCGAUAGUCAUUAAAUCAAUUAAUCUCACGCUAAAAAAGAAUUAGCUCGAUAAUUUUUCCGGCCACUGUCAGUGUGUCAGAGGCAAAUGAAUUAGCCUGAGGUAAACGAUAGCUAUCAGUAAACAGAAGUAAUGUGGUGGCUGGUCUCGUGUGUGUGUUUGUGUGUGUGUGUCAGAAGAAAAUAGCUGCACCUUCGCCAAAAUGAAUA